AUGGAGAAGAAUGAAAAACAGUCUCUGCCCGCCUCUGCGUCCUCAACAUUUCUGGAUGAACUCAACAAAAAGAACCAUUUUGCAGCCAACGGCGGCGGCAGCCAUCUCCACCCCACUGCACCGGCUGACAACGGCACCGUGGUCGCCACGGUGGUCACAGGUGACUCUGGGCCAGUGCCAGGAGCAUAUCCAGAGCGGGAAACAUGGACCCGACAAAUGGACUUCAUCAUGAGCUGUGUGGGCUUCGCCGUGGGUCUGGGGAACGUCUGGAGGUUUCCGUACCUUUGCUACAAGAACGGAGGAGUAAUGACUGGUCGUACGGAUGCAGGGAUUUGGAGGUGA
This is a messenger RNA of Knipowitschia caucasica, 342 nucleotides long. The record is from the annotation of a GenBank genome assembly. NCBI's taxonomy places the organism in Eukaryota, Metazoa, Chordata, Actinopteri, Gobiiformes, Gobiidae.